Molecule: messenger RNA, 897 nt
Organism: Talaromyces atroroseus
Lineage: Eukaryota; Fungi; Ascomycota; Eurotiomycetes; Eurotiales; Trichocomaceae
Exons: 2
Coding region: 1-897 (298 amino acids)
Biological process (GO): mycotoxin biosynthetic process
Source: RefSeq, a predicted model, not a curated record
AUGGACUCGCGGGACCGUUUACUCUCGCCCCAGAAGCAAUCAGACGAUGUCUCUGUGGAUGAAGUUUGGUUUCAACAUCAUCGUGCCCGAGGUCGCCCUGGAAAAUGCUUCUACGUCCUCAAUUUGGCCCUGUUCGCUUUCUCAUGUAUGACUCUACUAUGGCAAGUUAUCUCAUGGAAUGUGCAACUGCACACAAAAAGUCGAAGUCUCAGACAGACUGUCACUUAUUCCCCAAUCCUUGACGACGUCGACAUGACAUUCACCACCAAGAAAAUAGUCGGCGAAGAUGAAGAUACCGACCAUUCAAUCUUCCGUCAACCGCCGUCACCUGCUGUGGACGCCGCCUGGAACAACCUCUCCAACCUUAAUGCCAUCUGGGUUUCCUCCUCGGAUAUCGUCCGCAUGGGCAAAGAUCCGAAGACAGUGGCCAAGUUUCCUGACACAUUCAAUCUCGGCCCCAAUGCUUAUGCGGCGGAAUUAGACAGUUUACACAAAAUCCACUGUCUGAACUCCCUGCGCAAGGAAAUCUAUUUUGACUACUACUUCGGGGACAGAUACCCCGACGGGAAAACGCCAGAGUUGCACCAGGCACAUACCUCCCAUUGCCUGUAUAUUCUCCUGCAACACUUGAUGUGUGAGGCGAGCACAGAUAUUGUGACCAAGGAGUGGGUGGAAGGUCAGAUUCAUCCGUAUCCAGAUUUUAGUAUCAAUAGGAAGUGUGGGGAUUUUGAUGCAUUGCUGAAGUGGCAGGAGGGAAGAAGAGUUCCGAAUGAUAAAUUUCGGGCUUGGAGAAUGCCUGAAGGGCACGUUCCGAAGCCUGUCUCGGAUGAAUUCAAGAGAGUUUUUGGCUAUGGAAAUGGACCUAAUGAUCCAGGACAUUCCUAUCAACAUGAUUAG